GCGCCGGCCCUUCCCCUUCUGUCCCGCGGCCGUAGCAGCGACCCCAGGCAGACAGCAUGGAGAUCGUGUACGUGUACCUGAAGAAGCGGAGCGAGUUCGGGAAGCAGUGUAACUUCUCCGACCGCCAGGCUGAGCUCACCAUCGACAUCCAGCCCAACCCGGAGCUGGCCGAGCAGUUCGUGGAGCGGAACCCCGUGGACCUGGGCAUCCAGUGCUCCACCUGCAUGUCGGAGCAUGAGGUCAACACAGAGAGGUUCGAGAUGGAGACCAGGGGGGUUAACCACAUGGAGGGGGGCUGGCCCAAGGACGUGAACCCCCUGGAGCUGGAGCAGACCAUCCGCUUCCGGAAGAAGGUGGAGAAGGACGAGAACUACAUCACAGCCAUCAUGCAGCUUGGCUCGAUCAUGGAGCACUGCAUCAAGCAGAACAAUGCCAUCGACAUCUACCAGGAGUAUUUUGAUGAUGAGGACCCAAUGGAGGUGACGGACGAGGCCCCUUCGGCUAAAACCAUCAAUGUCUUCAGGGACCCCCAGGAAAUCAAGAGGGCAGCCACGCACCUCUCCUGGCACCCGGAUGGCAACCGGAAGCUGGCUGUGGCAUACUCCUGCUUGGAUUUUCAGCGGGCACCUAUGGGCAUGAGCCUCGAUUCGUACAUCUGGGACAUGGAAAACCCCAACAAGCCCGAAACUGCUCUGAGGCCAUCUUCCCCGCUCCUCACCUUGGAGUACAACCCCAAGGACUCCCACAUCCUCCUCGGCGGCUGCUACAACGGGCAGAUUGCCUGCUGGGACACCCGGAAGGGCAGCCUGGUGGCCGAGCUGUCCACCAUCGAGUUCAGUCACCGGGACCCUGUGUAUGGCACCAUCUGGCUGCAGUCCAAGACGGGCACCGAGUGCUUCUCCACCUCCACAGACGGGCAGGUUAUGUGGUGGGACAUUCGGAAGCUGAGCGAACCCACGGAGCUGCUCAUCAUGGACAUCAGCAAAAAGGAGAAUCUGGACAACUCGCUGGGCGCCAUCUCCCUGGAGUUUGAGUCCACCUUGCCAACCAAGUUCAUGGUGGGCACCGAGCAGGGCAUUGUCAUCUCCUGCAACCGCAAGGGCAAGACGCCUGCUGAAAAGAUCGUGUGCACCUUCUCGGGCCACCACGGCCCCGUCUACGCCCUCCAGAGGAACCCCUUCUACCCCAAGAACUUCCUGACCGUCGGGGACUGGACGGCCCGGAUCUGGUCUGAAGAUAGCCGGGAGUCGUCCAUCAUGUGGACCAAGUACCACAUGGCCUACCUCACCGAUGGCGCCUGGAGCCCCGUGCGGCCAGCCGUCUUCUUCACCACCAAGAUGGACGGGACCCUGGACAUCUGGGACUUGGUGUUCAAGCAAUGCGAGCCAGCCCUCAGCCUCAAGGUGUGUGACGAGGCGCUCUUCUGCCUACGGGUGCAAGACAAUGGGUAUCUCACGGCCUGUGGCUCCCGGCUGGGGGCCACCACUCUGCUGGAGGUGUCCCACGGGCUGUCCACCCUGCAGAGGAACGAGAAGAACAUAGCGUCCUCUAUAUUCGAGCGGGAGACCCGGCGGGAGAAGAUCCUGGAAGCCAGGCACCGAGAGAUGCGGCUGAAGGAGAAGGGCAAGGCCGAGGGCAAGGAAGAGGAGCCGAGUGAGGACGAGAUGGCUGUCAACCUGGAGGAGCUGGUCGCCAAGGCCGAGGAGGAGUUCUUCGACAUCAUCUUCGCGGAGCAGAAGAGGAAGGAGAAGGACGCCAUGCACAAGAAGCCCAUGCUGAUGCAGGACCUGGAGGAGGAAGAAGAGGAGCUUGUGGACCAACAACCAGAUGGCGAGGAAGAGGGGGGUGAGGAGGACAGGCCAGUCUAGAAGACCACAGGCCAUGCUGACUCUGGAGGAAUCCCAGAGGAUCCCCUUCACUGGUUCGGCCACCCUGCAGACCAGCCUGAGGCCACCACCUCGCCCAGUGUGGGCCCCGAUGUCCGAUUCGAUUCACUGACAAUCAUCUUGCUUCAGCAAGCUGCACUGCUCAGAGCGGGGCCUGCCAGAGCCAAGCCCCCCCCACUCCUUGGAGGGGCCUUCACCUCCCCCAUAGUGACUUCUCCCAUCCACAACACAGCAGGAGCACCUGUCAAAGCCACCUCCCCAUCCCACGCCCCAGGGCCUGUCUCACACAUGGGUGCAGGCACUCUGGGUGCUUGCUCUUGUGUGUGGAGAACUUCCUAAGAUUAAAGGACUGAUGGUAGAAAACUCAA
This is a messenger RNA of Echinops telfairi (small Madagascar hedgehog), 2254 nucleotides long. RefSeq names its product dynein axonemal intermediate chain 2 (gene DNAI2). The record is from RefSeq and is a predicted model, not a curated record. The transcript is spliced from 14 exons. Gene Ontology annotation, molecular function: dynein heavy chain binding; dynein light chain binding. Gene Ontology annotation, biological process: cilium movement; outer dynein arm assembly. Gene Ontology annotation, cellular component: outer dynein arm. Bases 57 to 1868 code for a protein of 603 amino acids. NCBI's taxonomy places the organism in Eukaryota, Metazoa, Chordata, Mammalia, Afrosoricida, Tenrecidae.